GGACGGGGCUUCGCUUUUAGUUUUAAUCCCCGUACACAUACGAAUUACAUUUUGAGUUAAAAUUUGAUAUAUUUCGAAUCUGGAGAUACACAGGAUUGCGAUUGUUUUUCCGGAAUUACUUUAGCUGCCGUGAACAAAGUGUUACAAAGUGAAACAUGUUGUGAAAGUGUAUUCCGUUUUGGGAAAGUUUUUAUACCUGCUUGUUUUGACUUUCAAGCCCUCUAUGUGGUAUUCGGACAGCUUCGUCAUUUUGACAGUCAGCUGACGGUAGCGUGAGGAUCGCCUCUGGAUUAUCAUCCUCAAGUUUUUUUAGACCUAAAAUGCCACCCCAUACCAUGAUGGACCACAAUACUAAUUUAUUACCCGAACCAGAAAACUCUCGCCCAGAUCAACAUCCCGUCAAAUGUGUUUUGAUCGGUGAUGGGGCGGUGGGAAAAACUUCUUUAAUUGUGAGUUAUACAACAAAUGGAUACCCUACGGAAUAUGUGCCGACGGCGUUUGACCAUUUUUCAGUAUUAGUAACAGUUGAUAAUAAUCCUGUACGUUUACAACUUUGUGAUACAGCUGGCCAGGAUGAUUUUGAUACAUUACGGCCAUUAUGCUACCCCAAUACAGAUGUCUUUCUAGUGUGUUUUAGUGUGGUAUCGCCUACGUCCUUUAAAAAUGUCGUGGAUAAAUGGGUACCUGAAAUAAAGAAACAUUCUCCUAAAACGCCAAUAGUUUUGGUCGGAACUCAAGGUGACCUUCGUAAUGAUGUACAGAUAUUGAUAGAGCUGGCUCGAUACAAGGAAGCACCUGUCUCUGAAGAGGAAGCCACGGUGUUGGCAGACUAUAUCGGAGCCAUGCAAUAUGUCGAGUGUUCUGCGUUGACUCAGAAAAAUUUGAAGGAAGUGUUCGAUACUGCGAUUCUUGUAUCGUUAAAAUUAACUAGUGCCUUAAAACGAACACCGAGCCGAAAAUCAAAACGUGGGAAACUGUCCAUCGACAGCAAAAGUCCUUUAGCUGUGCAACCAAAUGAGAAAAAGACUGGAUGGAAGAAAUUUUGUUGUUUUAUGUGAUAAUGACUGAAAACACUAUACUGUUCUUCCAAUAACUGUGGCAAUAUGACAGAGAGAAAGAGAGAGAGAGAGGAAAAGAUAACCUAAAUCGUGAUAUAAACUAAUAAAAGACUAAAUGAUCAUCUGAAUCGGUGAAUCUGUUGGAAGGGUAUAGCACCCUUCUACCAUCUUGGAAAUAAAAUUCAAGAUGAAGAUGUUUAUAAUUUCUUCAGCCAUCUUGAAUUUGGAGAUGAAUUUGAAUUUUCAAGAUGGCGUCCAGACCCAAGUUGUUACAUAAUUUGUUAAAUUUAUUUAAAUUUUGCUCAAAAUGUGGGUAGAAAAUAAACCUGCAAAAAAGUGAUGAGUGUUUCGAGAAACCUAACUGACUUAGCGACCAUUUUAUUAGCUAAAGUGAUUAGACUGUCUCUGAAAAUCAAUAUGGCAGCCACCAGCAGCCAAAAACUAAAGUCCCCAAAAUUGUUUUUAUGGUUUACAAUAAAUUGGGAUAAAAUAAGUCACAAAUAAAGGAACCAGCCUUUUGGGACACAAUGAUCUUUUCAGAAUACCCACAGUUCCCAUAAAAAAAUAUUUUCAUGCAAUUUGGUUACAAAUUAACUUUGCAGUUUGUAUUUUGAUACUACGAAAUUUGCAUUCUGUGAAAAUAUUUUUAU
This is a messenger RNA of Lottia gigantea (owl limpet), 1708 nucleotides long. RefSeq lists its product as hypothetical. Gene Ontology annotation, molecular function: GTPase activity; GTP binding. NCBI's taxonomy places the organism in Eukaryota, Metazoa, Mollusca, Gastropoda, Lottiidae. Bases 336 to 1058 code for a protein of 240 amino acids. The transcript is spliced from 3 exons. Gene Ontology annotation, biological process: small GTPase-mediated signal transduction. The record is from RefSeq and is a predicted model, not a curated record.